Papaver somniferum (opium poppy) is the source of this 1317-nucleotide messenger RNA. RefSeq lists its product as uncharacterized. Lineage: Eukaryota; Viridiplantae; Streptophyta; Magnoliopsida; Ranunculales; Papaveraceae. Bases 171 to 1154 code for a protein of 327 amino acids. Gene Ontology annotation, biological process: shoot system development; root development. The record is from RefSeq and is a predicted model, not a curated record. The transcript has a single exon.
UCUAACUAAUCUCUGAAUACUUUGUAUGGGUUUGUUACUUUGUCUUACUUUGUUUUCUUCAUAUAUAAGUAGCUGUUUGCGAUGCAUAGAUCUCAAAACAUUAUCAACAGUAACCACAACAUAAUAGAAUUCAGUGCGAAACAAUAUCGAAAAAACACAACAUUGGAAAAAUGGCUACUGUUUCAUCUUCUUUACUGCUACCCAAAGCCCGAAAAUGUGUGAGAUCCAUAAGUUUACCUGCAAGAUUCCAUCCUUCAACUUAUAGAAUAGAAGAAGAGCUUAACAAUCUAAAGAGUUGGGAGAUUGAUGCAACAAGUUCUCGACAUCUAAACGCAGAGUCAAUUGAAAGUGGAUUAUCUGGCCUUAAAAAUUUAUACGAAUGUGUCGAAGAUGUUCUUCAGUUACCUUUUACUCAGAAACACGCUCGAAAGCACACUUGUGACCAGGAUGAUAAAUUGGUUGAUGAAGUAUUAGAUGGGUCAGUGAAAUUGUUAGAUGUUUGCGAUACGUCGAGGAAUAUAUUGAUUCAAAUGAAAGAGAACUCCCGUGAACUUCAAUAUGGUCUUCGACGGAGAGGUGGAGAUCAGUCGACCGCGGAAAGCAGUGUUGACGCUUAUGUUUCUUCUAAAAAGAAGUUGAAGAAAGAUAUGGUGAAGUGUAUUGGAGUAUUGAAGAGAAUGGAAUCGAAGUUUACUUCUUAUAUUCCACUUUCCUUGGAUCACCAAAAUAACCAUUUAGUAGUCGUGGUUCGAGUAUUAAGAGAAGUAAGCAGUAUUACAAUCUUAAUCUUCAAGUCCCUGUUAUCGUUCUUGACGCCGUCUUCGGUGAAUCCUAUAAGUAAAUGGGCAUUAGUUUCGAAAUUACUUCAACAAAAGGGAACGUUAAUGGUUAGCAGCAAUAAAGAAGAACAAGAUGACAUGAUUGAUAAUGAAGUUGAGAGUGUUGAUGUUGCACUCCACAAUCUAUCUGUCAGGAAAAACAAUAUUAGUACUAAAAACCUGGAAGUGUUGCAGAAAAGAUUAAAUGUUUUGGAAGGAAAAAUGGAAAGUCUUGAGAAUGGGCUUGAGUGUAUGUUCAAGUGCUUAAUCAAGACUAGAGUUUCACUUCUGAAUAAUCUGUCUGCUUCUCACUCUAGGGAUCUCAAUAUCAGAUGAAGCAGCUUUUUUCAUCGUUGGCAAUAUCGCGUCUCCGAAUUUUAAUAGGAUGAUUUGCUAAAGAAAUUUUACUUUGAAUUUUAAGUUUUGAAUGUUUGUACAAGUAUAUGGUCAAGAUAUUGUAUAGAAACAGAGUAUAAUACAAAUUCGGCUUUCACUUUAA